This is a messenger RNA of Cutaneotrichosporon oleaginosum, 1963 nucleotides long. RefSeq lists its product as uncharacterized. Gene Ontology annotation, molecular function: FMN binding; oxidoreductase activity. Lineage: Eukaryota; Fungi; Basidiomycota; Tremellomycetes; Trichosporonales; Trichosporonaceae. The record is from RefSeq and is a predicted model, not a curated record.
ACAGGACGCGUGAAGCGAGUUGACGUCGACGGCAACGCGGAGGCUUUAGCAGCAAAGUUGGAAGAACUCUGCCGCUAGCUGGGCUAGCUGGUGUCAGCCGCUCUCCGCGUCUCCGCCUGCUUUGCUCCGCUCCCUCCAAGCUCUCCAGACUUGAACAGCGGCGCGACCGGCCCCGGAGACCAAGACAUGACAGACAAAGCCCAGCGUAUAGCAUGAAGCACGCGCUCUCGCGUGCGAUUCCGGAUAAACUGCGGCAUGCGGGGACCCCGGAAAACGCCAGAUGAACAAUAGAAGACGCCUCUUCGAGAGGUCCCACGCACGCCCGAAGCACUCUCUCUCGUGCUCUCAAGCUCCCCACCAUGACCAUGGGACGCCGGCUACUAGCCCUCUCCGUCGUAGUCGUCUCCCUCACUCUCAUGUUCCACUUCUCCUCCCUUCAAUCAACAUUAUCCACCUCGCUCUCCCGCAUGAUGUCCUCCUCCUCAUCGCCCGCUUCUCGUGUGAUUGUCGUCGGCUCGGGCCUUGCAGGACUGUCCGCCGCCCAUGCCGCGCUUCAACGCGGCGUUCCCGUCCACCUCCUCGACCGCGCGCCCAAGCCCGGCGGUAACAGCAUCAAAGCGAGCUCGGGCAUCAACGGCGCCGGCACCCCCGCCCAAGCCGCGGCAGGCAUUUCCGACUCGCCCGCAGCAUUCGCCGAGGACACAGUCAAGAGCGCGGGGGAGCGCUACCGCGCGCCCGAGCAGAUCGUCGACCGCGCCGCGCUCAUCCGCAAGCUCUCCGCCGAGAGCGCCGGCGCCGUUGGGUGGCUCGUAGACGACAUCGGUGUGGACCUCAGCGUCGUCGCCGUGCUGGGCGGGCACAGCGUGCCCCGCACCCACCGGGGCGGGGGCAAGCUGCCGCCGGGCGCUGCCAUCGUCAUGGGACUCCUGAACAAGCUCAAAGAGCACCCGAACUUCACCCUCUCCUCCGGCGCCGAGGUCACAAACCUCAAGGUGGACGGCGGGGCCGUCAAGGGCGUGAAGUACACGCACGCCGGCGAAACCGCGGAGCUCGACGGCGCCGUAGUCUUCGCGGCCGGCGGAUUCGCAGGCGACCGCGCGCUGCUCGCCAAGCACCGCCCCGAUCUCGCAGGCAUGCCGAGCACGAACGACGAGCGGCCGGGCGCGCACGCGCUGCUGGCCAACCUCGGCGUGCCCCUCCUCGACAUGGACAGAGUGCAGGUGCACCCCACGGGCUUCGUGGACCCGGCGAACGUGACGGCGCCCAUCAAGUUCCUCGCGGGCGAGAUGCUGCGGGGCGAGGGCGGCAUCCUCCUCGGCCCGGACGGGAAGCGGUUCGUGAACGAGCUCGGGACACGGGCGAAGGUGUCGGGCGCGAUCAUGGGUCGCGAGCCCGACGCGAGCGACGACGGCACGAAGCAGUGGGCGACGACGAUCCUCCUCGACCCCGGGGCGAGCGAGGCCGCCAAGUUUCACAUCGGGUUCUACGCGUUCAAAGGCUUGCUGCGCAAGGUGCGCGUGUCCGAGCUCGACGCCGCCGUGCGCGCCAGCGUGGACGCGUACGCUGCGGCGGUGCAUGGCGGCGCGGCGGAUCCCUUCGGGCGCAAGAGCUUUGGCAAGUGGAGCUACAAGCCCGGCGACGACGCCGAAGUCUACAUCGGGCAGGUGACGCCCGUGACGCACUUCACGAUGGGCGGAGCGGCGAUCGACACGGGCGCGCGCGUGCUCCGCAAGGACGGCGCGGAGAUGGUGCCCGUGCCUGGUAUUUGGGCGGCGGGCGAGAUCACUGGCGGCGUGCACGGCGACAACCGCCUCGGCGGGAGCAGUCUGCUCGAGUGCGUUGUGUACGGGCGCACGGCGGGCGCGGCGGCCGCCGCGGGCGUCAAGGCGUAGCCCUGUAGAACGACGGCAAUCAGCAGUGUGUAGCGCAGCAUGUGUAUGGAAGCUUCUAUGUGUCCGAGCAG